Messenger RNA from Lathyrus sativus (Indian pea), 411 nucleotides. The record is from the annotation of a GenBank genome assembly. NCBI's taxonomy places the organism in Eukaryota, Viridiplantae, Streptophyta, Magnoliopsida, Fabales, Fabaceae.
AUGAUAUUUCAGAGACAAUUUGCAUACAUUUUCACCUCAAGCCCUUCUGUUCUUCAAGCUGUUAACGAUAUGUCAAUUCUCUUGGCAGUCACCAUUCUUCUCAAUAGUGUUCAACCUGUUCUAUCAGGUGUAGCUGUUGGUUCGGGUUGGCAAGGAUUUGUGGCAUACAUAAAUAUUGGAUGUUACUAUCUAAUUGGACUCCCACUUGGAAUUAUCAUGGGAUGGAUCUUCAACAUUGGUGUUGAAGGUAUAUGGGGAGGGAUGAUAUUUGGUGGUACAACAAUUCAAACUUUGAUACUCAUCGUAAUAACAGUACGGUGUGAUUGGGAAAAGGAGGCAGAGAAGGCUGGUUCACGUGUAAACAAGUGGUCUGUAAUUGAGCCUAAUGGUCAGCUGCAGAUCACUGAUUAA